AUGCCGUCCGAAUCAACCGGCCUAAAGAUCAGAAUCAAGAAGCCCCGUGCGCAGCCAGGGAUCGAGAUCGUACCGCAAACGAUAUGUCCAGUCUGUGAUCUCUCCAUCUCGACUUCCGAGAUUGAUGCGCACUACGAUGAGGAGCUCGCGAAGUUCGAUACUGCGCCCGUGAUGGGUACUAACCGUCGAGGUGCCGCUGCUGUGGCGAGGAAGAAGGUCAAGGACGUUACGACAACGCUGGCUGGGACGAGACGGUGCGCUAAAGCGGAUGCGAAAGCGGAGGGGCUGUUAACCACCGUACGCCGCAACCGGAAAAGACGGAAAACGGAAGCGUUGACGCGAGCGAGGAAUGCUGCGAAGGAAUACGAUGAACCCGAUACCGCGGCAAGCACGUGUCCAAUCUGCUCCAUACCGGUCUUUGGAUCUCUCGAAGAUGUCUCCGCACACGUCGAGAUCUGCCUCGAAACCCGACGGGAAGCGGAACGAAGGGAGAGGGAUCGGAAUGGAUGGGGGGAGGAGUACUCGUGGGCUGGACAGAGUCGGGUGCGUGCGACUGCGUUGAUGGAGGGGAGUGGACAUGUGCAGUUGGCUUCGACUGGGAGUGCUUCCAAAGCAAGUGGAGACGGAGAUGGGGAGGAUGAUGUUGAGGUUGAUAUUGAUGGGGAUGACGAGGUUGUUUAUGGGGAGGCGCAGUAUGGGGAGGAGAGUUUGAAGGUGGUCAAUGCUGUGGUGGAGACAGACGCGCUGGGCGUGUCGGAGGGUCAAGAGCCAGAGGUUGAUGUGGACGUAAUGGAAACAGCCUGGAUCGAACCCCCAGGCUGGAAAGAUCACUCAACCUCCACUACAACACCCACAAACCCAACCAACCUAGCCGCCACCGACCUCCUCCUCCACUCCCUCCGCACCCGCAUCCACGAACUCGAAUCCCAAUCCCAACACGCCUAUCGCUGCAACAUCUGCCUAGGCCCCUACAAAACCCCAGUCAUCAGCGUCGUGUGCUAUCAUUGUUUCUGCGAGGAGUGUUGGUUGCAGUGUUUGGGGAGUUUCCAGAAGUUGUGUCCGCAGUGUAAGAGUAUCACUACGCCGAAGGAUCUGAGGAGGAUCUAUUUGUGA
Saitoella complicata NRRL Y-17804 is the source of this 1113-nucleotide messenger RNA. RefSeq lists its product as uncharacterized. The record is from RefSeq and is a predicted model, not a curated record. Bases 1 to 1113 code for a protein of 370 amino acids. Gene Ontology annotation, biological process: protein ubiquitination. Lineage: Eukaryota; Fungi; Ascomycota; Saitoellomycetes; Saitoellales; Saitoellaceae. The transcript is spliced from 2 exons. Gene Ontology annotation, molecular function: ubiquitin protein ligase activity.